GAAACCAUUCAGGCAGCAUUUGAAUCUGCCCGCUUGUAUGCAGCUACAUUUGAAAAGUUCCAGAUAUUCUUCAAAGAGAAUGAAAGUCUUGAUUUAGAAGCUCUUAAACUUCAGGAACCUGAUGUUACAUUCUUUAUUGAACAACUGGAAAAAUAUCACAGACAGCACAAGGACAUAGUAGCUCUAAGGCCUACCAGAAAUGUGGGAUUGCUGCUUAUUGACACUAAGCUGCUAAAAGAAAAACUAAUUCCAUCACCUUUGCGAUGCUUGGAGGUGCUAAAUUUUAUGCUUCCUCGUCUAAGCAAGAAAAAAGUAGAUGCCAUCAUCUCUGAGGCACAAGAUGCAGAGUAUAAGCUUGAGUUUAUUCCAACUACUACCAUAGAAUAUGUUAAUAGCUUAGUAUUUCUUGAUGAAAUUCAGGAACGGAUUGAAAACCUCGAAGAUGAAGGGAAUAUAGUUGUACAAAUGUACAAGCUUAUUGAACAAUAUCAGGUGCCCACACCUCCUGAAGACUUUGCUGUUUUUGCAACUAUGAAGCCAUCCAUUGUUGCUGUGCGCAAUGCCAUUGAUAAAUCAGUGGGUGACAGAGAAACAAGUAUUAAGCAAUUUUGUCUGAGUUUGGGUAGAGAUCUUGAAGAUCUAAAUAAUGAAGUGAAUGAAGUAAAGAUGAAAGCACAGGAUCCACAGAUUUUGGAUAUUAAUGCUGACCAAGACAAAAUAAAGCUCAUGUUGAAUGAUCUGCAAUAUGUUGUAGAUGAUCUUCAAAAACGUGCAUUUCAAUAUAAAUCCUAUCAGAAGAAUUUUAAGGUAGAAGUGUCCAAGUUUGAAGAUUUGGAAGAAGUGAGUGCUGAACUGAAGCUCAAACAAUUGCUCUGGGAUUCUUCAUCUGAAUGGGAUAAACUCCAACAAGAAUGGUUAAAGUCCAAAUUUGACUGCCUGGAUCCAGAAGCCCUAAACAGUCAAGUUUCUAAAUAUGCCAAAUUUGUGACUCAAUUGGAAAAAGGCUUACCACCCAACAAUGUAGUUCCCCAGCUCAAAAGUAAGGUGGAAAAAAUGAAAGAAAAGCUUCCAGUCAUCAUUGACUUGAGGAACCCAACUCUGAAGCCUCGACAUUGGGCAGCUAUUGAACAAACAGUUGAUGCCACACUGGUGGACACUGAAAUUCCAUUAACCUUGGAGAGGCUCUCUGAGUUGCAUGUUUUUGAGUUUGGCCAAGAAAUCCAGGACAUAUCUGGACAGGCUUCUGGAGAAGCUGCCUUAGAAACAAUUCUUAAAAAGGUAAAUCUGAAAUAUUUAUAUAUGUAUAAGACAACACAGUGCUGCAUAUAUAUUUUUCUACUUUCUUUAAAGGUCCUUCUCGAUGACAGCACCAUCAACAUCGCAACCAUUGCCUCAUCACGUUACGUGGGACCACUGAAAACUCGAGUGGAUGACUGGCAAAAACAACUUGCUUUAUUUAAUCAAACACUGGAAGAGUGGCUGACAUGCCAGAGAAACUGGCUCUACCUAGAAAGUAUUUUUAAUGCUCCAGAUAUUCAGAGGCAAUUGCCUGCAGAGGCUAAGAUGUUCCUUCAGGUGGAUAAGUCAUGGAAAGAAAUCAUGAGGAAAGUGAACCGGCUGCCUAAUGCUCUUCGAGCUGCUACUCAACCAGGGCUUCUGGAGACUUUCCAAAAUAAUAAUGCAUUACUUGACCAAAUUCAGAAGUGUCUAGAGGCAUAUUUAGAGUCAAAACGAGUUAUCUUCCCAAGAUUUUACUUCUUGUCAAAUGAUGAACUUCUGGAGAUUUUAGCCCAGACACGAAAUCCACAAGCUGUGCAGCCACAUUUAAGGAAAUGCUUCGACUCCAUUUCAAAGCUCGAAUUUGCUCUCAUGCCUCCUGCUGAAGGAAAAAUUCCUGGUAUUGAUGGAGAGCCAGAAAAGGUUUAUAGUAAUGAUAUUUUAGCCAUGCUCUCACCAGAAGGAGAAAGGGUUAGCUUGGGAAAAGGCCUCAAGGCCCGAGGCAAUGUCGAGGAAUGGCUUGGUAGAGUGGAAGAAGCUAUGUUCACGUCCCUGCGUCGCCUGUGCAAAGCUGCCAUUGCUGACUAUCAGGGGAAACCGAGGACGGAAUGGGUGAUUGCUGGGCAUCCUUCCCAAGUUAUCCUGACCGUUUCUCAAAUUAUGUGGUGCCGUGAUUUGACUGAGUGUCUGGAAAGAGAAGACAGUAAUCAUGUAGAGGCCCUGGAAGCUUUCGAAAAAGUAAAUUUUGAGAGAUUAAAUGCCCUGGCUGCAAUAGUUAGAGGAAGUCUUCCUAAAUUACAUAGAAACAUCCUAACUGCAUUGAUUACUAUUGAUGUGCAUGCAAGAGAUAUAGUCACUGAACUUGUUCAAGCCAAGGUAGAGACAGUUGAAUCCUUUGACUGGCAGAGACAACUGCGCUAUUAUUGGUACAUAGACCUGGAUAAUUGUGUGGCUAGAAUGGCGCUCUCUCAGUACACUUAUGGCUAUGAAUAUUUGGGUGCAUGCCCAAGAUUGGUUAUUACUCCUCUCACAGAUCGCUGCUAUCUUUGCCUCAUGGGGGCUUUGCAGCUCGACCUCGGGGGUGCACCAGCUGGUCCUGCUGGCACUGGGAAAACAGAGACUACCAAAGACCUAGCAAAAGCGCUUGCCAUCCAGUGUGUGGUCUUUAACUGUUCUGAUGGCUUGGACUACAAGAUGAUGGGACGCUUCUUCAGUGGCUUGGCACAGUCAGGGGCCUGGUGCUGCUUUGAUGAAUUUAAUCGCAUUGACAUAGAAGUUUUGUCAGUCAUCGCACAGCAACUCAUUACCAUCAGGAAUGCCAAAGCUGCAAAGCUCUCUAGAUUCAUGUUUGAGGGGCGAGAAAUAAAGUUGGUUAUGACUUGUGCAGCCUUCAUCACAAUGAAUCCUGGAUAUGCAGGCAGAACCGAAUUGCCAGACAAUUUGAAAGCCCUAUUUAGACCGUUUGCGAUGAUGGUUCCAAACUACGCCUUGAUUGCAGAGGUAAUUCUGUAUUCUGAAGGAUUUGAAUCCAGUAAAAUAUUAGCAAGAAAAAUGACUCAGAUGUAUAAGCUUUGCAGUGAACAGCUCUCUCAGCAGGAUCACUACGACUUUGGCAUGAGAGCUGUGAAGUCUGUACUGGUCAUGGCUGGAUCUUUAAAAAGAGAAAACCCAGACCUAAGUGAAGAUGUGGUAUUGAUAAGAGCUUUAAGAGAUUCCAACUUGCCAAAAUUUCUAACAGAUGAUGCUGUUCUGUUCAGUGGAAUCAUAUCUGACCUCUUUCCUGGAGUCCAAAUUCCAGAACACGAUUAUGGCAUUUUGCAGUCAACAAUCGUGGAUGUCAUGAAUGGACAAAAGCUUCAGCCUGAGAUAUGUAUGGUUAAAAAAGUGAUACAGUUCUAUGAAACUAUGCUAGUAAGGCAUGGUGUUAUGUUAGUCGGGCCAACAGGAGGCGGCAAGACCACAGUUUACCGAAUACUAGCAGAAACUUUAGGGAAUUUGCAAAAACUUGGUAUAGACAAUCCCUUUUACCAAGCAGUUAAAACAUAUGUUCUUAAUCCUAAAUCAAUUACAAUGGGUGAAUUAUACGGUGAGGUUAACAACAUAACGUUGGAAUGGAAAGAUGGCUUGAUGGCACUAAGUGUCCGAGCAGCCGUGAAUGAUACUUCAGAAGACCAUAAGUGGAUCAUCAGUGAUGGGCCAGUGGACGCUCUUUGGAUUGAAAAUAUGAAUACAGUGCUGGAUGAUAACAAGAUGCUUUGUCUGGCUAACAGCGAGAGGAUUAAACUCACACCUCAAAUCCACAUGCUUUUUGAGGUGCAAGAUCUAAAGGUUGCCUCCCCUGCAACAGUCAGUCGAUGUGGAAUGGUGUUUGUGGAUCCUGAAGAACUGAAGUGGAUGCCUUAUGUUAAAACUUGGAUGCAGGGUAUUUCUAAAAAACUGAAUGAGGAAACCCAAGAAUAUAUAUUGAACCUUUUCCAACGUUAUGUUGAUGAAGGUUUAAAUUUUAUCAAUAAAAAGUGCAGCCAAGCAAUCCCACAAGUGGACAUCAGCAAAGUUACUACACUCUGUUGCUUGUUGGAGUCUUUGAUACUUGGGAAAGAUGGACUUAACUUGACAAUGGAGCCAACAAAACUGAACACUGUACUAUGCCAGACUUUUGUAUUCUGUUACUUGUGGUCUGUGGGUGGAAACUUAACUGAAAACUAUUGGGAUUCUUUUGAUACGUUUAUUAGAACACAAUUUGAUGAUAAUCCUGAUGCCAGGCUUCCCAGUUCUGGUGAUCUGUGGAGCAUUCACAUGGACUUUGAUACCAAACGGCUGGAUCCAUGGGAACGAAUCAUACCUACUUUCAAGUACAGCCCAAAUGUUCCCUUUUUUGAAAUGCUUGUCCCCACAACUGACACGGUGCGCUAUGGGUAUCUAAUGGAAAAACUACUGGCAGUCAAGCAUUCAGUGUUGUUUACUGGAAUAACUGGAGUUGGCAAGUCUGUUAUUGCAAAAGGAUUGCUAAAUAAACUUCAAGAAACAGAUGGCUAUGUCCCUGUUUAUCUAAAUUUUUCUGCUCAAACUUCAUCUGCAAGGACACAAGAGAUCAUUGAGUCAAAACUGGAAAGAAAAAGAAAAAAUAUUCUAGGAGCACCAGGAAACAAAAGAGUUGUGAUUUUUGUUGAUGAUUUAAACAUGCCCAGACUGGAUCACUAUGGCUCUCAGCCUCCGAUUGAAUUACUUCGACAGUAUCAAGAUUUUGGUGGAUUUUAUGACCGAAACAAACUCUUUUGGAAAGAAAUACAGGAUGUAACGAUCAUGUCAGCGUGUGCACCCCCAGGAGGUGGCCGCAACCCUGUGACCCCCCGCUUCAUCCGACACUUCAGCAUGCUGUGCCUCCCAAUGCCCUCAGAGCACAGUCUGAAACAGAUUUUUCAGGCCAUCUUAAAUGGCUUUCUGAGUGACUUCCCACCUGCUGUAAAGCAAACUGCAGCAAACAUUGUAGAAGCAUCAGUUGAGAUUUAUAACAGAAUGAGUGUUGAUCUCCUGCCAACACCGGCCAAGUCCCAUUACGUCUUUAACUUGAGGGAUUUAUCCAAAUGUGUGCAAGGUAUCCUCCAGUGUGAUCCAGGAACCAUCAGAGAAGAAAUUCAGAUAUUUAGACUCUUUUGUCACGAAUGUCAAAGAGUCUUCCAUGAUCGUUUGAUUAAUAAUGAAGAUAAGCACUAUUUCCAUGUUAUUUUGACAGAAAUGGCCAACAAACAUUUUGGAAUUGCAAUUGGCCUGGAAUAUUUUUUGAAUAAGCCCAUCAUAUUUGGAGAUUUCAUUAAGUUUGGAGCAGAUAAGUCUGAUCGGAUUUACGACGAUAUGCCCGAUUUAGAGAAAAUCGCAAAUGUUCUACAAGACUAUCUUGAUGAUUAUAACCUCGUAAAUCCCAAAGAAGUGAAGUUGGUGUUCUUCCAGGAUGCUAUAGAACACAUUUCAAGGAUUGCCCGGAUGAUUCGUCAGGAAAGAGGCAAUGCCCUCCUUGUGGGAGUAGGAGGCACAGGAAAGCAGUCUCUUACGAGACUUGCAGCUCAUAUAUGUGGUUACAGAUGCUUGCAGAUUGAACUUAGCCGGGGAUAUAAUUAUGAUAGUUUUCACGAAGACCUGAGGAAGUUGUACAAAAUGGCUGGCGUAGAAGACAGCAAUAUGGUUUUCCUUUUCACGGACACCCAGAUUGUAGUGGAGGAGUUCCUAGAAGAUAUAAAUAACAUCCUGAACUCGGGUGAAGUGCCUAAUUUAUUUGAAAAGGAUGAACUGGAACAGGUUUUAGCAGCCACCAGACCAAGAGCAAAAGAAGUAGGAAUUUCCGAGGGGAAUAGAGACGAGGUGUUUCAAUUCUUUAUCAGCAGAGUCCGUCAGAAGCUGCACAUUGUCCUCUGCAUGAGCCCAGUCGGGGAGGCAUUUCGAUCUCGAUGCCGGAUGUUUCCGUCCCUUGUGAACUGCUGCACCAUUGACUGGUUUGUCCAGUGGCCCAGAGAAGCACUUCUUUCUGUGUCAAAGACAUUUUUCUCAAAUGUCGACCCUGGAAAUGAAGAACUGAAAGAAAAGCUUUCCCUCAUGUGCGUGAACGUUCACCUGAGCGUGUCCGACAUGGCAGAACGCUACUACAACGAGCUCCGCAGGCGCUACUACACCACGCCCACCUCCUACUUGGAGCUCAUCAAUCUUUACCUGUCCAUGCUGAGUGAAAAAAGGAAGCAGAUAAUUUCCGCACGAGAUCGGGUGAAGAAUGGUCUCACCAAGCUACUAGAAACAAACCUACUGGUAGAUAAAAUGAAAUUAGAUCUCUCAGCUUUAGAACCUGUGCUUUUAACAAAAUCACAAGAUGUUGAAGCCUUGAUGGAAAAAUUGGCAUUAGAUCAAGAAAAUGCUGAUCAGGUCCGUCACGUUGUGCAAGAAGAUGAAGCUACAGCAAAAGUGAAAGCUGAAGAAACCCAAGCAAUAGCUGAUGAUGCUCAAAGAGAUCUUGACGAAGCGCUACCAGCGCUUGAAGCUGCCAAUAAAGCACUGGAUUCCUUGGAUAAAGCAGAUAUAUCUGAAAUCAGAGUUUUUACAAAGCCCCCAGACUUGGUCAUGACUGUAAUGGAAGCCAUCUCCAUCCUCUUGAAUGCCAAGCCUGAUUGGCCAACAGCAAAGCAACUUCUUGGUGACUCUAACUUUCUAAGAAGGGUCUUGGAAUAUGAUAAGGAAAACAUAAAGCCUCAGAUAUUGGCAAAGCUUCAAAAGUAUAUUAAUAAUCCCGAUUUCGUACCUGAAAAAGUAGAGAAAGUGUCCAAAGCAUGUAAAUCCAUGUGCAUGUGGGUAAGAGCAAUAGAUUUGUACUCUCGAGUACUCAAGGAAGUCGAACCAAAGAGACAAAAACUCCGCGCUGCACAGGCCGAACUUGAUAUUACUAUGGCUACCCUGAGAGAAAAGCAAGCAUUAUUAAAACAAGUAGAAGAUCAAAUACGAGCCUUACAAGAUGAAUAUGACAAAGGUGUGAAUGAAAAAGAAAGUCUGGCGAAGACUAUGGCCCUGACGAAAGCACGCCUAGUGCGUGCUGGGAAGCUGACUGCCGCGCUAGAAGACGAGCAGGUGCGAUGGGAAGAAAGCAUAGAGAAAUUUGAGGAAGAGAUAGCCAGCAUCAUCGGGAACGUGUUCAUAGCAGCGGCUUGUGUGGCCUAUUAUGGGGCUUUCACGGCCCAGUACAGGCAAUCGCUUGUAGAGUGUUGGAUCCAGUACUGUCAGUCUCUGGAGAUCCCAAUCGAUCCUUCCUUCAGUCUAAUUAAUAUUCUUGGAGAUCCCUAUGAAGUACGGCAAUGGAACACUGAUGGGCUGCCCCGUGACUUGACAUCAACAGAAAAUGGCAUUUUGGUGACUCAAGGUAGACGGUGGCCUUUGAUGAUUGAUCCUCAAGAUCAGGCAAACCGUUGGAUAAGGAACAAGGAAAGCAGAAGCAGUUUAAAGGUCAUUAAGCUUACAGAUAGUAAUUUCCUACGAACACUUGAAAACUCCAUCCGGCUUGGUCUACCUGUCUUACUGGAAGAGCUCAAAGAAACCUUGGAUCCUUCUCUAGAACCCAUUCUUUUGAAACAAAUCUUCAUCAGAGGUGGACGACUACUCAUUCGCCUUGGAGACUCAGACAUUGACUACGACAAAAACUUUAGGUUCUAUAUGACGACCAAAAUGCCAAAUCCCCACUAUCUGCCUGAGGUGUGCAUUAAAGUUACUAUCAUCAAUUUCACUGUAACCAAAUCAGGUCUAGAGGAUCAGUUAUUAAGUGACGUGGUGCGACUUGAAAAACCUGAGUUGGAAGAACAAAGAAUCAAGCUCAUUGUGAGGAUCAACACUGACAAAAACCAGCUGAAAACCAUUGAAGAGAAAAUCCUGAGAAUGCUCUUUACAUCUGAAGGAAAUAUUCUGGACAACGAAGAACUCAUUGACACACUUCAGGAUUCAAAGAUCACUUCUGGUGCCAUUAAAAUCAGGCUGAAAGAAGCAGAGUCCACAGAGCAGAUGAUCAAUGUUGCUCGUGAGAAGUACCGUCCAGUAGCCACUCGAGGAUCCGUUAUGUACUUUGUCAUUGCAAGCCUUUCAGAAAUAGAUCCGAUGUAUCAGUACUCAUUAAAGUAUUUUAAACAGUUGUUCAACACAACAAUUGAAACUUCUGUAAAGACAGAAAAUCUACAACAGCGCCUGGAAAUACUACUGGAGCAAACUCUCCUAACUGCUUAUAUCAAUGUUUCAAGAGGACUUUUUGAACAACACAAACUGAUCUACAGCUUUAUGCUCUGUGUUGAGAUCAUGCGUCAGCAAGAAAUCCUAACAGAGGCUGAAUGGAAUUUCUUUCUCCGAGGUUCUGCAGGAUUAGAAAAGGAACGCCUGCCUAAGCCUGAAGUUCCCUGGCUACUUACUCAGUUGUGGUUUAAAUGUACAGAUCUUUCUUUAAUUCCCAAUUUCAAAGUCAAAGCAACUCUAAUGAAAGUGUCUUUUAAAAUUGUGUUUCCAGGAUCUUUUGAGACUUUUAUUAACCCACAGGAAUGGGAAGGCUAUUCGAAAAUGAAACAGGAAGAGCAAUUCAUGACACAGGAAUGGGCCACCACAAAACAAAAUUUUUGGAGUCCAGAAUUGAGUUCUUUCCAAAAGCUAAUCCUUAUUAAAUGUUGUAAAGAAGAAAAGGUGGUUUUUGCUCUUACAGACUUUGUGAUAGAAAAUCUUGGAAAACAGUUCAUAGAGACGCCACCUGUGGACCUGGCUACUCUGUAUCAAGAUAUGUCAUGCAACACUCCCCUGGUAUUCAUCUUAAGCACAGGCUCAGACCCCAUGGGCGCAUUUCAGAGGUUCGCCCGGGACAGUGGGUAUGCAGAACGAGUGCAGUCAAUUUCACUGGGACAAGGACAAGGACCCAUUGCUGAGAAAAUGAUCAAAGAUGCAAUGAAAUCAGGAAACUGGGUAUUUUUGCAAAACUGUCAUCUUGCUGUUUCUUGGAUGUUGGCAAUGGAAGAGCUAAUUAAAACCUUCACAGAUCUAAAUAAUCCUAUCAAGGACACUUUUCGACUUUUUUUAAGCUCUAUGCCUAGUAGUACCUUUCCUGUUACAGUUCUUCAAAAUUCAGUCAAGGUAACCAACGAGCCUCCGAAAGGUUUACGUGCAAAUAUCAGACGAGCAUUUACUGAAAUGACACCUUCGUUUUUUGAAGAAAAUAUACUUGGAAGAAAAUGGAGACAAAUAAUAUUUGGCAUUUGUUUCUUCCACGCAAUUAUUCAGGAGAGAAAGAAGUUUGGUCCCCUUGGUUGGAAUAUCUGCUAUGAAUUUAACGACAGUGACAGGGAAUGUGCUUUACUGAACCUCAACCUUUACUGUCAAGAAGGAAGGAUUCCCUGGGAUGCACUAAUUUACAUUACUGGUGAAAUUACAUAUGGCGGUAGAGUUACAGACACCUGGGAUCAAAGAUGCCUUCGUACUGUCUUGAAAAGAUUUUUUUCUCCUGAAACAUUAGAAGAUGAUUACAAAUAUUCUGAAUCAGGCAUCUAUUUUGCACCCAUGGCUGAUAGCCUACAAGAGUUUAGGGACUACAUUGAAAAUCUGCCUUUGAUAGAUGACCCAGAAAUUUUUGGAAUGCAUGAAAAUGCCAACCUAGUUUUUCAGUACAAAGAGACCAACACUUUAAUCAACACCAUACUUGAGGUUCAGCCACGUUCAUCUACUGGUGGAAAGGGAAAAAGCAAUGAUGAAAUUGUCCAAGAACUUGUGGCGUCUAUCCGGACCAGAGUUCCAGAAAAACUAGAAAUGAAGGGUGCUUCUGAGAGCCUUUUCGUCAAGGAUCCUCAAGGACGCCUGAACUCCUUGACCACCGUUCUUGGACAGGAAGUGGACCGGUUUAACAAUCUGCUGAAGCUAAUACACACUUCUCUAGAAACCCUUAACAAAGCCAUUGCUGGACUUGUGGUGAUGUCUGAAGAAAUGGAAAAGGUGUAUAACAGUUUCAUCAACAACCAGGUUCCCUCUCUGUGGUCCAACACAGCCUACCCGUCCCUGAAGCCAUUGGGAUCAUGGGUCAAAGACCUUAUUCUGAGGACUGCAUUUGUGGAUUUGUGGCUCAAGAGAGGACAGCCUAAGUCCUACUGGAUCUCUGGUUUCUUCUUUCCUCAAGGAUUUCUAACAGGAACUCUUCAGAAUCAUGCUCGGAAAUACAAUUUGCCUAUAGACGAGCUGAGUUUCGACUACAAAGUGGUUCCUACCUAUCGAGAUCAAGCUGCAGUGAUAGAAGCUGCCAAGACAGUGCAGUUUGGACAAGAACUGCCCAUGGACCUGGAGUUGCCCUCUCCUGAGGAUGGUGUUCUUGUUCAUGGGAUGUUCAUGGAUGCUUCUCGAUGGGAUGACGAGGAGAUGGUGAUAGAAGACGCAUUGCCCGGGCAGAUGAAUCCAAUGCUGCCUGUGGUGCAUUUUGAACCACAACAAAAUUAUGAGCCAAGCCAAACAGUUUACCACUGCCCACUCUAUAAAACAGGGGCCCGGGCAGGAACACUCUCAACCACAGGCCAUUCGACCAACUUCGUGGUGACCGUCCUCUUACCUUCCAAGCGGUCCAAAGACUACUGGAUUGCCAAGGGGUCAGCUUUGCUGUGCCAGCUGAAUGAGUGAAAUUGAAAUGGUGCCACCUCAGUCCAGAGAUCUUUCCUGAUGAGGGGGAAAGGUCUAAAUACUUUAUACAAAAAAAUGUUAUUUCCGAUUUGACUUAAGGGUAGAAAGUGUGGCUUUUAUUUCUCUUAUGAUCUAAAAUAAAGUGUUUGAGUUCUUUGUUGGUUA
Molecule: messenger RNA, 10815 nt
Organism: Galeopterus variegatus (Sunda flying lemur)
Lineage: Eukaryota; Metazoa; Chordata; Mammalia; Dermoptera; Cynocephalidae
Gene: DNAH6
Product: dynein, axonemal, heavy chain 6
Exons: 66
Biological process (GO): microtubule-based movement
Cellular component (GO): dynein complex
Molecular function (GO): ATP binding; minus-end-directed microtubule motor activity; dynein intermediate chain binding
Source: RefSeq, a predicted model, not a curated record